CUGGAUUAUAGGCAUUCAACUGGUAGCUUCAUCUCGUUGUGCCUACAGAGCAGCAGUCACGCACUGAAGAGGACACAUCUGGCCCUAGGGCUUCCUUAGGAGAAGGUGUCUCUGGCAUCAGCGCACGAUAUUGCUGUGGUGUGUCGUUCACACGCUGUCUUGAAUUUUCAUAUAAAUUCUGUAAUGUGGAUGUGCGUGCACAAGAAAUAAUGGACAGCAAGAGUGCAAGCUUUUCAGAAAGCCUUGUGCUGGAUAACUCUGAGAAAGGAGUCGUCAUUACAGGAUUUAAAGAUGACGCAAUUGCUGCAAAAACUGGCCUGCAAUCUGGGGAUCAGCUUCUUGCAGCUACAAUACAACUUGACAAACUUGAGAAAAAUGAUGUGCUGAAAAUCCUGAAGGUUCUCGAGCCCUAUGAAAGCAACAUAAACCUUCUGACAAACAAGGAUGUGAGAGCCGGUUUUGACCUUGGCUCGUUAGGAGUACAUCUUAAAGAUUCAGCAGAGAUGUUACAAAAAGAUCUCUCACUGGAUGCAUCAACUGAGGGACCAGCUGUUUCCCUGGAUGGCCUGAAUGGAAAGUUGAAUGCUGUGCCGGGGGUUAAAAUUAGUGAUCCAGCUCUUAAUGGAGACCUUCCAAGUUUCAGCCUAAAUAAGCCAUCAGCUGAUGCUGGUGCCAAAUUUAGAAUGCCCUCAGCAGAACUUACAGGACCAGAUAUAAAAUCAGAUCUAGGUGGAACCCUGAAAGCACCUGAUGUCAGUAUUUCAUCUCCCGAUCUUAACACUCCCAAUGUGUCGCUAGACAUGAACAAACCAGAAAUCGAGUCUGGCAAAAUGAAAUACCAGGCUCCAAAAUUCACAAUGCCAAAAUUCAGUAUACCUCAGCUUGACAGACCAAAAGCAGACAUGAAUAUGUCAGGUGAUGUAGAUCUUCCUUCAGUCCAUGGAAAUAUGGCGACACCAGGUCUCAACCUGUCAGCUCCAAAAUUAGAUAUAAAAAGUCCAGAUUUGGAGAUGAAUGGGCCAAAAGUGGAUCUGAAUGGUCCUGAUGUAAGUUUGGAAGCCCCAGAUGCUAAUAUUGAGGCACAAACAGGGAAACUCAAACUGCCCCAUCUAAAAUUGACUACUCAAAAACUCAGCCCAGAUGCCAAGUUAAAUGCUGACCUGUCUGCACCUGAUGUCAGCAUCUCCACACCAAAGAUUGAUGGUGAUCUAAAAACACCAGAUGUGGAUGUUGGUUUACCUAAAGCUGAUCUUAAUACCCCUAAUCUAGAUGUUCAAACCUCAGACCUUGACAUUGAUGCCCCAUCUGGUAAAAUCAACUGGCCUCAUCUGAAACUGAAGAAACCAAAACUUAAUGGCUCAAAAGCAGAUCUGGAAUUGGAUGCAAACCUAAAUACUUCAGAUGUGGAUCUCUCUGUUCCAAACAUGGAGGGCAAGAUAAAUGCCCCAGAUGUUGACAUACAUUUGCCAAAGGCAGAGCUUAAAGGGUCUGAUCUGGAGGUGAAAACACCAAAUAUUGAUGCAGAAGCUCCAUCUGGUAAGAUCAACUGGCCUCACCUGAAAUGGAAGAAGCCCAAACUUGAAGGCUCAAAAACAGACUUAGAUUUAGAUGCAGGCCUGAAGACACCUGAUUUAAGCCUCUCAGCUCCAAAGAUUGAAGGUGACAUUAAUGUACCGAACGCUGAGUUAAAUCUUCCAAAAGCUGACCUUAAGGACCCAGAUAUUGACAUUGAUGCUCCUUCAGGAAAAAUUAACUGGCCUCAUUUAAAGUGGAAAAAACCCAAAGCUCAUGGGCUAAAAGCUGACAUGGACCUUAAUGCAGAUCUAAGUACACCAGAUGCCAAUCUUUCAGUUCCAAAAAUUGAUGGGGAGAUAAAUACACCUGAUGUUGGCCUCAAUUUACCCAAAGCUGAUGUCGAUAUAAAAGCUCCAGAUGCUGACAUAGACCCACCUUCCAGCAAAAUCAAGUUCCCAACACUGAAAAAACCCAAAUUCUUGCUUUCUGGGCCAAAGGUGCAAACCCCGGAUGUUGAUGCUGAUGUGAAAGCACCUGACCUCAGUCUGUCUGCUGAAGGACCUGAUGCUGAUCUGAAUUUACCCAAGGCUGAUGUUAAACCACCAAAUGUUGACAUUGAGGCUCCAUCUGGAAAGAUCAAAUUCCCCACUCUUAAAAAGCCAAAAUGGUCACUCUCAGGUCCUAAAGUUAAUGGUCCAGAUGUUGAUUUAGAUGCUGCUGUUUCAAGCCCUGACUUGAAUCUCUCAGCUCCAAAGAUUGAUGAGGUAAAUGCACCAGGUGUGGAUCUAGAGUUACCAAACGCUGAUCUGCAAGGACCCAAGUUAGAUGUAGAGCCAUCAGAUGUUGACAUUGAAGGUCCCUCUGGAAAAUUCAAAUGGUUCCACUUGAAGAAACCCAAAUUUGCCACACUGAAAGGUCCAAAGGUUAACGCUGAUGCAAAGGUACCAGACAUGGACCUCAAAAAACCUGAUGUGGAUUUAAGUGCACCAGAUAUGAAUCUUUCGUCAUCAAAUAUUGACGGCAGUAUCAGUGCCCCAGACCUUAACCUUAGUGCUCCAGAUCUCGACCUUGACUCAUCUGAUGCUAAGCUGAAAUCUCCAAAAUUUAAAUUACCAAAACUUAAAGGGCCAAAAGUCAAGGGUACUGAUUUGAAUGCUGACUUAAAUGCACCAGAGAUUGAUGCAAGUCUUGCUGCACCUAAAGUUGAAGUAGCUGCACCAAAUGCAAACCUAAAAGCACCAGAUCUCUCUUUGUCUGCACCAAAAGUUGACGGUAGUUUACCAAAAGCUGAUCUUAAAGGUGCCGAUGUAGACAUUCAAGCUCCAGAUGUUGAUGCCCAUGGUGGAAAAAUCAAACUACCCCACAUAAAAUGGCCAAAGUUUGGACAAAAAGUAAAAGGACCCAAUCUCGAUGCUGAUCUUAAAAGUCCAGAUCUGGAUGUGUCUCUUCCCGACGUAGAUGCAAAGCUUCCCAGUGCAGAUUUCACAGCACCUAAUGUUGAUCUCAAAGCACCGGACUUAAAUCUCUCGGCCCCCAAAAUUGAAGGAAGUCUCAGUACUCCAGACGUAGAUCUGGAUGCUGAUCUUAAAACAGGUGAUCUUUCAAUGCCAAAAGCUAGCAUCAAUGUACCAGACCUUGACUCUCCUGAUGCUAAGCUGAAAUUUCCCAAAUUUAAAUUACCAAAAUUCAAGGGGCCACAAGUCAAGGGUACUGAUUUGAAUGCUGAUUUAAAUGCACCAGAGAUUGAUGCAAGCCUUGCUGCACCUAAAGUUGAAGUAGUUGCACCAAAUGCAAACCUAAAAGCACCAGAUCUCUCUUUGUCUGCACCAAAAGUUGACGGUAGUCUUGAUGCACCAAAUCUUGACAUUAGUUUACCAAAAGCUGAUCUUAAAGGUGCCGAUGUAGACAUUCAAGCUCCAGAGGUUGAUGCCCAUGGUGGAAAAAUCAAACUACCCCACAUAAAAUGGCCAAAGUUUGGGCAAAAAGUAAAAGGACCCAAUAUCGAUGCUGAUCUUAAAAGUCCAGAUCUGGAUGUGUCUCUUCCCGACGUAGAUGCAAAGCUUCCCAGUGCAGAUUUCACAGCACCUAAUGUUGAUCUCAAAGCACCGGACUUAAAUCUCUCGGCCCCCAAAAUUGAAGGAAGUCUCAAUACUCCAGAUGUAGAUCUGGAUGCUGAUCUUAAAACAGGUGAUCUUUCAAUGCCAAAAGCUAGCAUCAAUGUACCAGACCUUGACUCUCCUGAUGCUAAGCUGAAAUUUCCCAAAUUUAAAUUACCAAAAUUCAAGGGGCCACAAGUCAAGGGUACUGAUUUGAAUGCUGAUUUAAAUGCACCAGAGAUUGAUGCAAGCCUUGCUGCACCUAAAGUUGAAGUAGCUGCACCAAAUGCAAACCUAAAAGCACCAGAUCUCUCUUUGUCUGCACCAAAAGUUGACGGUAGUCUUGAUGCACCAAAUCUUGACGUUAGUUUACCAAAAGCUGAUCUUAAAGGUGCCGAUGUAGACAUUCAAGCUCCAGAGGUUGAUGCCCAUGGUGGAAAAAUCAAACUACCCCACAUAAAAUGGCCAAAGUUUGGACAAAAAGUAAAAGGACCCAAUCUCGAUGCUGAUCUUAAAAGUCCAGAUCUGGAUGUGUCUCUUCCCGACGUAGAUGCAAAGCUUCCCAGUGCAGAUUUCACAGCACCUAAUGUUGAUCUCAAAGCACCGGACUUAAAUCUCUCGGCCCCCAAAAUUGAAGGAAGUCUCAGUACUCCAGACGUAGAUCUGGAUGCUGAUCUUAAAACAGGUGAUCUUUCAAUGCCAAAAGCUAGCAUCAAUGUACCAGACCUUGACUCUCCUGAUGCUAAGCUGAAAUUUCCCAAAUUUAAAUUACCAAAAUUCAAGGGGCCACAAGUCAAGGGUACUGAUUUGAAUGCUGAUUUAAAUGCACCAGAGAUUGAUGCAAGCCUUGCUGCACCUAAAGUUGAAGUAGCUGCACCAAAUGCAAACCUAAAAGCACCAGAUCUCUCUUUGUCUGCACCGAAAGUUGAUGGUAGUUUACCAAAAGCUGAUCUUAAAGGCGCUGAUGUAGACAUUCAAGCUCCAGAGGUUGAUGCUCAUGGUGGCAAACUCAAACUACCCCACAUAAAAUGGCCAAAGUUUGGGCAAAAAGUAAAAGGACCCAAUCUCAAUGCUGAUCUUAAAAGUCCAGAUCUGGAUGUGUCUCUUCCCGAUGUAGAUGCAAAGCUUCCCAGUGCAGAUUUCACAGCACCUAAUGUUGAUCUCAAAGCACCGGACUUAAAUCUCUCGGCCCCCAAAAUUGAAGGAAAUCUUGGCACUCCAGACGUAGAUCUGGAUGCUGAUCUUAAAACAGGUGUUGACCUUUUGGCACCAAAAACUAAUGUCAACUUACCAGGCCUGAACCUUUCUACCCCAAAUAUUAAGGGUCCUAAUGUGGACCUUAAUUUGCCUGAAACUGAAAUUAAGGGACCCAGUCUAAAUCUGCCAAAAGCUGACCUCCAGUCAUGUGAGAUCAAGGGUAAAGCACCAGAUGGAAAUCUCUCAGCACCAAACAUAGAAGCCAGUGUGCCAAAGGUUGAACUGGAAGGACUUAAUGCCACUGUGAAAUCUCCGGAUUUGAAUAUCAUCUCACCCAAAGCAGACCUCAAAGGAUCUAAUAUGCAGUUAAAAACACCAGAUCUGGAUCUGGAUACCAACCUCGGUGACUUUAAAAUGCCACAUAACAAGCUUCCAAAACUUGAUCUUUCAAGUCCUGAAGUAGAAGCUCCUGUUAUAAAUCCCACAGUUGAGGCUGGAAUUAAAGUACCUGGAGUCAACACAGAUACUCCUACAGCAGAUCUGAGUGCACCAGAAAUAGAUAUUAAAGGACCUGAGGUAGAUACCAAUCUUGAAAAGUCCAUAUUGCCACAUUUCAAGUUUCCAACUUUCAGCCUUUUCGGGUCUAAAACAAAAUCACCAGAGGCUAAUGCUAAUUCAGAUCUUGAGGGAAGUGGCUCUGACAGUGAUGUGCCACACACUGACGUCGAGGUUCCUGCAUUCAAAUUCCACAGACUGCCCUACACCAACAUUGAUGGCCCUGGAGGAAUUGCUGAUGCAAUCGCCUCAAUAAAAUCUAAGUUCGAGGAAAAGGAUUAUGUUAUCAGCAAAGGGAUCCGCUUGCCAGUAAUAAAUACAACCUCAAAGGCAGGAGAAAAGAUUGACAUUUUGGAGAGAUUGAAAAUCGCAAAAGAAAAAGAACCCUCGAUUAAUGUCUCACCAACCGAAGACAAAACUGAUCUCGAUCUACAGCUCACUGGCCCAAGUCUUCAAGCUAAUACAUCUACAGGAGUGGGAGAUUCCUCUUUAGUGAGAGGAGGUACUUUUAAAGUAGACAAACCAGAGCCUGUGCUGGGAUUGGUAGCUCCAGAUAUUUCUACAUCAAAUGAAAAUGACAAAUAUUCCUUGAGCCUUUCUAAUAUGCUUGGACUUGAUGCCAAUUGAGUCUUUAAAGGUUAGCCUGAUAAAUGAAGCUCUAGUCCAGAAACAUGAAAAUACAUGUAGCUUAACUGAUUUUAUACUUUCGUUUGUGAACAUGAGAGAGGCUACCUGCAGCUAGUGCAUGCUACAAUGUCUGUCUUGUAACAGUUGUAAUAAUUCAGCCUUAAUGCAGACAGUUGUCAGAAUUAAUAUCAACUAUGUACAUUUUCCUGUUAUUUAUAUAAGCUUUUUUCUAAAUGUUAAUUUGAAAAUACAUUACGUAAAUAACUCAGUAUUGAUUGUGAUCAAAGUAAACUUUUUCUAGUGCUUUACUAUACCUUAAACAUUUUAAAGGAUAAAUGGUGUGAAUGUGUUAAUUUUUGUUCAAUAAAUCAU
This is a messenger RNA of Archocentrus centrarchus (flier cichlid), 6362 nucleotides long. Its product is annotated as neuroblast differentiation-associated protein AHNAK. The coding region runs from base 210 to 5990 and encodes 1926 amino acids. Gene Ontology annotation, biological process: regulation of RNA splicing. Lineage: Eukaryota; Metazoa; Chordata; Actinopteri; Cichliformes; Cichlidae. The transcript has 5 exons. Gene Ontology annotation, cellular component: cytoplasm; costamere; nucleus. The record is from RefSeq and is a predicted model, not a curated record.